Messenger RNA from Boleophthalmus pectinirostris (great blue-spotted mudskipper), 4336 nucleotides. RefSeq names its product zinc finger protein 271-like. The record is from RefSeq and is a predicted model, not a curated record. Bases 83 to 2764 code for a protein of 893 amino acids. The transcript is spliced from 4 exons. Gene Ontology annotation, molecular function: RNA polymerase II cis-regulatory region sequence-specific DNA binding; DNA-binding transcription factor activity, RNA polymerase II-specific. Gene Ontology annotation, cellular component: nucleus. Lineage: Eukaryota; Metazoa; Chordata; Actinopteri; Gobiiformes; Gobiidae. Gene Ontology annotation, biological process: regulation of transcription by RNA polymerase II.
UUUGGCAGACACCACCCGGAAGACGCCGCCGCAGUUGGUCCGAGCCGCCCGCCGCCAUCGAGCGACAAGAUCCACUGACAGAAUGGGGUUCACAUGUGACCAGUGUGGAAAGGUGUGGCCAAAUGCUUCAGAACUGAAAAGGCACUACAGAAGCCACACAGGAGAAAGACCAUACAGCUGUGACCAGUGUGGAAAAGAAUUUAAACACUCUAAUCAUCUCCAUCGCCAUAUGAGAACUCAUACAGGAGAGAGACCAUACAAGUGUGACCAGUGUGGAAAAGAAUUUAGACGCUCUAGUCAUCUCCAAAAUCACAUGAGAAUCCACACAGGUGGAAGACCAUACAGCUGUGAUGUUUGUGGGACAAAAUUUAGACACGCUUGUCAUCUCCAUCAGCAUAUGACAACUCAUACAGGAGGGAAGGAAUUUAGGCAGUCCAGUGUUCUCUUUCAACACAUGAGAACCCACACAGGUGAAAGACCAUACAGCUGUGAUGUUUGUGGGACGAAAUUUAGACACGCUUGUCAUCUCCAUCAGCAUAUGAGAACUCACACAGGAGAGAGGCCAUACAACUGUGACCAGUGUGGGAAGAAAUUUCGACAGUCCAGUUGCCUUUAUCGACAUAUGAGAAUCCACAAAGGAGAGAAACCAUUUGAAUGUGACCAGUGUGGGAAGGAAUUUAGACAAUCCAAUGGCCUCUAUCGACAUAUGAGAAUCCACACAAGAGAGAAACCAUUUGAAUGUGACCAGUGUGGGAAGGAAUUUAUACAAUCUGGUCAUCUCCAUAAACAUAUGAGAACUCACACAGGAGAGAAACCAUUUGAAUGUGACCAGUGUGGGAUGGCAUUUGCACAUUCUGGUGACCUCAUUCAACAUAUGAGAAUCCACACAGGGGAAAAACCAUACAGAUGUGAUAUUUGUGAAAAGGCAUUUUCAGAUUCAGGUAGCCUUGUAACACAUAAGAGAAUCCACACUGGAGAGAGGCCAUACGCGUGUGACCAGUGUGGGAAAAAGUUCUAUGUAUCACGCAGUGGAAUACUGAAAAGACACUAUAGAAUCCACACGGGAGAAAGACCAUACAGGUGUGACCAGUGUGGGAUGGAAUUUACACAGACCAGUUACCUCAAACAACAUAUGAGAACUCACACAGGAGAGAAACCAUUUGAAUGUGACCAGUGUGGAAAGGAGUUUUCACUCGCUAGUAAUCUCAGUCAACAUAUGAGAAUUCACAGUGGGGAAAAACCAUACAAAUGUGAUGUUUGUGAAAAGACAUUUUCACAGUCAACCCACCUUGUAUCACAUAUGAGAACUCAUACUGGAGAGAAACCUUUUGAAUGUGACCAGUGUGGGAAGGCAUUUAUACAAUCUAGUGAUCUCCUUAAACAUAUGAGAAUCCACACUGGGGAAAAACCAUACAGAUGUGAUGUUUGUGAAAAGAGAUUUUCAGAUUCAAGCCACCUCAUAUCACAUAUGAGAAUCCACACUGGGGAGAAGCCAUACAAGUGUGACCAGUGCGGGAAGGCAUUUAUGCAAUCUUCUGCUCUUGUUCGACAUAUGCCAAUCCACACAGGGGAAAAACCAUACAAAUGUGAUGUUUGUGAAAAGGCAUUUUCACUUUCAGGCCAACUUGUGUCACACAUGAGAACUCACACUGGAGAGAGGCCAUACGAGUGUGACCAGUGUGGGAUGGAAUUUACACAGACCAGUAACCUCAAACAACAUAUGAGAACUCACACAGGUGAGAAACCAUUUGAAUGUGACCAGUGUGGAAAGGCAUUUUCAAAAUCUAGUAAUCUCAGUCAACAUAUGAGAACCCACACAGGGGAAAAAACGUACAGAUGUGAUGUUUGUGAAAAGACAUUUUCACUGUCAAGCAACUUUAAAGCACAUAUGAGAACUCACACAGGAGAGAAACCAUUUGAAUGUGACCAGUGUGGAAAGGCGUUUGCACUAGCUGGUAAUCUCAGUCAACAUUUGAGAACCCACACAGGGGAAAAAACGUACAGAUGUGAUGUUUGUGAAAAGACAUUUUCACUGUCAAGCAACUUUAAAGCACAUAUGAGAACUCACACAGGAGAGAAACCAUUUGAAUGUGACCAGUGUGGAAAGGCGUUUGCACUAGCUGGUAAUCUCAGUCAACAUAUGAGAAUUCACAGUGGGGAAAAACCAUACAAAUGUGAUAUUUGUGAAAAGACAUUUUCACAGUCAACCCACCUUGUAUCACAUAUGAGAACUCACACUGGAGAGAAACCUUUUGAAUGUGACCAGUGUGGGAAGGCAUUUAUACAAUCUAGUGAUCUCCAUAAACAUAUGAGAAUCCACACUGGGGAAAAACCGUACAGAUGUGAUGUUUGUGAAAAGAGAUUUUCAGAUUCAAGCCACCUCAUAUCACAUAUGAGAAUCCACACUGGGGAGAGGCCAUACAAGUGUGACCAGUGCGGGAAGGCAUUUAUGCAAUCUUCUGCUCUUAUUCGACAUAUGCCAAUCCACACAGGGGAAAAACCAUACAAAUGUGAUGUCUGUGGGAAGGCAUUUUCACUUUCAGGCCAACUUGUGUCACAUAUGAGAACUCACACUGGAGAGAGGCCAUACAAGUGUGACCAGUGUGGGAAAAGGUUCUCUGCAUCAUCCAGUCUCAAAGCACACAUGAGAACUCACUCCUGGGUCAUAGUAUAUGAGUGUGACCAGUGUGAAAAGGCUUUUAAAACAUCCCAGCAACUCUCCAGUCACUACAAAACGCACACAGGAGACGAACCAGACGAUUGAAGAAAAAGGGGAUGGCUUUCAGUUCUGUGAGGAACAUGUCUAAAUCUUCCAGACUGAAGAGAAAAUUUGCAGCUGUGACCAGUGUGGAAGGACUUUGAGAAAACCUGCUCAUCUGAAGCUGCACCCUCUUGAACACACUAAAGGAGAAAGUGCUGCUGAGGCUGGAUCAAUUGAGCUUAAAUUCAUACUCAAAAAGUUGGAAAUCGGGCUUCAGAGACUUCAGACUGUGGAGCUGAGCACAGUGUAGUAUAAAAAAUUAAAAGCUUAAAAUGAUAUGUCAAGAUUUUAAUUGUUUUUAUUCGAAAGUAGCACAGCCGUGAGGUCUUAAAAGUCUUAAAAAGGUCUUCAAUUUCAUGUUCCUAAAUUAAAAUUAUGUUUUUCAAGUCUUUUUUUUUUUCACAAAGGACUUAAAUUUCAUUAGAUUUUUUUUUUAUACUCACCCAUGCUGUUCAGUGGAGGGAGGAAAAAAACAAUAAUGUGAAAUCAGGCAACGUGAAUGAAUGUCUAAUUUGGAGUAUGUGCAAACAAUACUUUGUUUUCUGGCGCCGGUGUCUAUGAGUAAACAAUCAGUAGAGUGGAGGAAGACAUUAGAUGGGUCAUGGGGAAGUGCAGGUUUAAUCCACAAUGGCUUUUAGAUUCUAGAUAUAGUAUUUGGUUGGUCAUUAUUAGAAUUGGAUCUGGAGUUUUUCGCCGGCAUAAUGGGUGCAAUAUUGGUCUUAAUUUUCAUUUGAAUGGUUUUAAAAUGGUCUUAAAGUCUUAAAUUUAGAGUAGUCAAACCUGAGGAUACCCUUUUAACAGAAGUUUGUCCAUCUUAUUCAUCACUGUUUAAGAAGAGGGACUGGAGGGUGUGUUCCAACUACACGGGAAUCACACUCCUCAGCCUCCCCGGUCAGGUCUAUUCCAGGGGACUGGAGAGGAGAAUCUGGCCAAUAGUCGAACCUCAGAUCCAGGAGGAGCAGUGUUGUUUUUGUCCUGGUCGUGGAACACUGGACCAGCUCUUCACUCUCCAUCGGGUGCUCGAUGGUUCAUGGAAGUUUGUCCAACCAGUCCACGUUUGUGGAUCUAGAGAAGGUGUUCAACCGUGUUCCUCGUGGUGUCCUGUGGGGGGCGCUCCGGUAGUAUUUAUUUUAACUACACAUGCUGUACGAUGGUUUAAUAAUUUUACAAUUUAAAGUAUGUUACCGUGGCUUGUUAAACUUUUUGUAAGACAUCUAACAGGUUCUUUUGUGCUGAUUCUUUACCCUGCAGCAGGUCAAUACAGACAGCACCCCCCUAGUAUAUUUUUUACAGAGGAAGGAGGUUUUGAGAUCUGUUGAAAAAUUUAGACUUUUAAGUCGAGAUGUGACAGGUAAGGAUAAAGGGAAACUCAAGCUGCUGCUGUUUUUUUCUGAAAUGAAGCCCUUUGUUUUAAGAUGCACAAUUCAGCCAUUUUAUUUAUUUUCUCUAAUUCAUUUUAAACUGCAGCCCUGUAUAUAAUGUAGACCUACUGUGUGUUUCAGUGUUAAAAAUACAUUUUGUGGAAAUGUUUUUCACUUGUAUUUUCAUUGAUUUGACAGUCCGAUGUUCAUACAU